Molecule: messenger RNA, 9971 nt
Organism: Mus musculus (house mouse)
Lineage: Eukaryota; Metazoa; Chordata; Mammalia; Rodentia; Muridae
Gene: Dicer1
Product: dicer 1, ribonuclease type III
Biological process (GO): RNA processing; rRNA processing; siRNA processing
Cellular component (GO): RISC complex; RISC-loading complex; cytoplasm
Molecular function (GO): hydrolase activity; RNA endonuclease activity producing 5'-phosphomonoesters, hydrolytic mechanism; ATP binding
Source: RefSeq, marked validated
GCGGAGCGGCGGCGCGACGCCGGUGGGAUUCUCCAAGCCGCUGUGCGCCGUCGCCGCGGGCCGAGCGCGGGCUGCGGGCGAGCAGGGCGCUGCGCAGUCUCCGCAGGCGCGGGCGGGAGGGGUCGGGGCGCGGCGCGGUGCGGCGCGGGCGGCUCCGGGCCCAGGUGAAUGGAGUAACCUGACAGCGGGAACGAGACGACGGCGAGCGGCAGGAAAUGGCGGCGGCGGCGGCGGCGCCGGGCGGCACCGGGAGGCCUGGGCUGUGACGCGCGCGCCGGAGCGGGGUCCGAUGGUUCUGGAAGGCCCGCGGCGCCCAGUGCUGCAGUAAGCUGUGCUAGAACAAAAUGCAAUGAAAGAAACACUGGAUGAUUGAAAAGCCCUGCUUUGCAGCCCCUCAGCAUGGCAGGCCUGCAGCUCAUGACCCCUGCUUCCUCACCAAUGGGUCCUUUCUUUGGACUGCCAUGGCAACAAGAAGCAAUUCAUGAUAACAUUUAUACGCCAAGAAAAUACCAGGUUGAGCUGCUGGAAGCAGCUCUGGACCAUAACACAAUUGUGUGCUUGAACACUGGCUCAGGGAAGACGUUCAUCGCGGUCCUGCUCACCAAAGAGCUGGCCCAUCAGAUCAGGGGCGACCUCAACCCGCAUGCAAAAAGGACCGUGUUCCUCGUCAACUCUGCAAACCAGGUUGCUCAACAAGUGUCAGCCGUCAGAACUCACUCGGAUCUCAAGGUUGGAGAGUACUCAGACCUAGAAGUAAAUGCAUCUUGGACAAAAGAGAGAUGGAGCCAAGAGUUUACUAAGCACCAGGUUCUCAUUAUGACUUGCUAUGUCGCCUUGACUGUUUUGAAAAAUGGUUACUUAUCACUGUCAGACAUUAACCUUUUGGUGUUUGAUGAGUGUCAUCUUGCGAUUCUAGACCACCCCUAUCGUGAAAUUAUGAAGCUCUGUGAGAGUUGUCCAUCAUGCCCUCGAAUUUUGGGACUAACUGCUUCCAUUUUAAAUGGGAAAUGUGAUCCAGAGGAAUUGGAAGAGAAGAUUCAGAAACUGGAGCGAAUUCUCAGGAGUGACGCUGAGACGGCGACUGACUUGGUGGUCCUGGACAGAUACACUUCUCAGCCUUGUGAGAUUGUGGUAGACUGUGGACCGUUUACUGACAGAAGUGGGCUGUAUGAGAGAUUGCUGAUGGAGUUAGAAGCAGCACUUGAUUUUAUCAAUGAUUGUAAUGUAGCUGUACAUUCAAAGGAAAGAGAUUCUACUUUGAUUUCCAAACAAAUCCUCUCAGACUGCCGUGCAGUGUUGGUUGUUCUGGGACCCUGGUGUGCAGAUAAAGUAGCUGGGAUGAUGGUAAGAGAACUUCAGAAGUACAUCAAACAUGAGCAAGAGGAGCUACACAGGAAGUUCCUAUUGUUUACAGACACCUUGUUAAGGAAAAUACACGCCCUGUGUGAAGAGUACUUCUCACCUGCCUCACUUGACCUGAAGUAUGUAACUCCCAAAGUCAUGAAACUGCUCGAGAUCCUGCGCAAAUACAAGCCCUAUGAGCGACAGCAGUUUGAAAGUGUUGAGUGGUACAAUAACAGGAAUCAGGAUAAUUACGUGUCCUGGAGUGAUUCCGAGGAUGACGAUGAUGACGAAGAAAUUGAAGAAAAAGAAAAGCCAGAGACAAAUUUUCCUUCUCCGUUUACCAAUAUUUUAUGUGGGAUUAUUUUUGUGGAAAGAAGAUACACAGCAGUUGUCCUAAACAGAUUGAUAAAGGAAGCUGGCAAACAAGAUCCAGAGCUGGCUUAUAUCAGCAGCAACUUUAUAACUGGACACGGCAUUGGAAAGAACCAGCCUCGCAGCAAACAGAUGGAGGCGGAGUUCAGAAAGCAGGAGGAGGUACUUAGGAAAUUUCGAGCUCAUGAGACCAACCUGCUCAUUGCAACAAGUGUUGUAGAAGAGGGUGUGGAUAUUCCCAAGUGCAAUUUGGUGGUUCGUUUUGAUUUGCCUACAGAGUAUCGAUCAUAUGUCCAGUCUAAAGGACGGGCACGAGCGCCGAUCUCUAAUUACGUAAUGUUAGCAGAUACAGACAAGAUAAAGAGCUUUGAAGAAGACCUCAAGACCUACAAAGCUAUUGAAAAGAUCUUAAGGAACAAGUGUUCGAAGUCAGCGGAUGGUGCUGAGGCGGACGUCCAUGCUGGUGUAGAUGAUGAGGAUGCUUUCCCGCCAUAUGUGCUGAGGCCUGAUGAUGGGGGUCCUCGAGUCACAAUCAACACUGCCAUUGGACACAUCAACAGAUAUUGUGCUCGAUUACCAAGUGAUCCGUUUACGCAUCUAGCUCCCAAAUGUAGAACCCGAGAAUUGCCUGAUGGUACAUUUUAUUCAACUCUUUAUCUUCCGAUUAACUCACCUCUUCGAGCCUCCAUUGUUGGUCCACCGAUGGACAGUGUACGGUUGGCUGAAAGAGUGGUAGCUCUCAUUUGCUGUGAAAAACUGCACAAAAUUGGUGAACUGGAUGAACACUUGAUGCCAGUUGGGAAAGAGACUGUUAAAUAUGAAGAAGAGCUGGACUUACAUGACGAGGAGGAGACCAGUGUUCCCGGGAGACCAGGGUCCACAAAACGACGGCAGUGCUACCCCAAAGCAAUUCCAGAGUGCUUGAGGGAGAGUUACCCCAAACCCGACCAGCCUUGUUACCUGUAUGUGAUAGGAAUGGUCUUAACUACCCCCCUCCCUGAUGAACUCAACUUCAGGCGGCGGAAGCUCUACCCACCUGAGGACACCACAAGAUGCUUUGGGAUCCUGACAGCCAAACCCAUACCUCAGAUUCCUCACUUUCCUGUGUAUACACGCUCUGGAGAGGUCACCAUAUCCAUCGAGCUGAAGAAGUCUGGUUUCACAUUGUCUCAACAAAUGCUCGAGCUGAUUACAAGAUUGCACCAGUACAUAUUCUCACAUAUUCUCCGGCUUGAGAAGCCUGCCCUGGAGUUUAAACCUACAGGCGCGGAGUCAGCCUACUGUGUUCUACCUCUUAAUGUUGUUAAUGACUCCGGCACUUUGGACAUUGACUUUAAAUUCAUGGAGGAUAUUGAGAAGUCGGAAGCUCGGAUAGGCAUUCCUAGCACCAAGUAUUCAAAGGAAACACCGUUUGUCUUUAAGUUAGAAGAUUACCAAGAUGCAGUGAUCAUUCCAAGAUACCGCAAUUUUGAUCAGCCUCAUCGAUUUUAUGUAGCUGAUGUAUAUACGGAUCUUACCCCACUCAGUAAAUUUCCUUCCCCUGAAUAUGAAACUUUUGCAGAAUAUUAUAAAACAAAGUAUAACCUUGACCUGACCAAUCUCAACCAGCCACUGCUGGAUGUUGACCACACAUCUUCCAGACUGAACCUUUUGACACCUCGGCAUUUGAAUCAGAAGGGGAAAGCACUUCCUCUAAGCAGUGCUGAGAAGAGGAAGGCCAAAUGGGAAAGUCUGCAGAACAAACAGAUCCUGGUUCCGGAACUCUGUGCUAUACAUCCAAUCCCAGCAUCACUGUGGAGAAAAGCGGUUUGUCUCCCCAGCAUACUGUAUCGCCUUCACUGCCUUCUGACUGCAGAGGAACUAAGAGCUCAGACAGCCAGCGAUGCUGGUGUGGGUGUCAGAUCACUUCCCGUGGAUUUUAGAUACCCUAACUUAGACUUCGGGUGGAAAAAAUCUAUUGAUAGCAAGUCUUUCAUCUCAAGCUGUAACUCCUCGUUGGCUGAGAGUGAUAAUUACUGUAAGCACAGCACAACUGUAGUCCCUGAACAUGCUGCACAUCAAGGUGCUACUAGACCCUCCUUAGAAAACCAUGACCAAAUGUCUGUGAACUGCAAAAGGUUGCCCGCUGAGUCACCUGCUAAGCUCCAAAGUGAGGUUUCAACGGAUCUUACAGCAAUUAAUGGUCUUUCUUACAAUAAAAACCUUGCCAAUGGCAGUUAUGAUUUAGUUAACAGAGACUUUUGCCAAGGAAAUCAGCUGAAUUACUUCAAGCAGGAAAUACCUGUACAACCAACUACCUCAUAUCCCAUUCAGAAUUUGUACAAUUAUGAGAACCAGCCCAAGCCCAGCAAUGAAUGUCCUCUACUGAGUAAUACGUACCUUGAUGGGAACGCUAACACAUCUACCUCAGAUGGAAGCCCCGCGGUGUCCACGAUGCCUGCCAUGAUGAAUGCUGUUAAAGCACUCAAGGACAGGAUGGACUCUGAGCAGAGCCCUUCUGUUGGGUACUCCUCAAGGACUCUUGGCCCCAAUCCGGGACUGAUUCUCCAGGCUUUGACACUGUCAAAUGCCAGUGAUGGGUUUAACCUGGAGCGGCUUGAGAUGCUUGGCGACUCCUUUUUAAAGCAUGCUAUCACCACAUAUCUGUUUUGCACGUACCCUGAUGCUCAUGAAGGCCGCCUUUCAUAUAUGAGAAGCAAAAAGGUCAGCAACUGUAACCUGUAUCGCCUUGGCAAGAAGAAGGGACUGCCCAGCCGCAUGGUGGUGUCGAUAUUCGAUCCUCCUGUGAAUUGGCUUCCUCCUGGUUAUGUGGUAAACCAAGACAAAAGUAACUCAGAGAAGUGGGAAAAGGAUGAAAUGACAAAAGACUGCUUGCUGGCUAAUGGCAAACUGGGUGAGGCCUGUGAGGAGGAGGAGGACCUGACGUGGAGGGCCCCCAAGGAGGAGGCCGAGGAUGAGGACGACUUCCUGGAGUAUGACCAGGAGCAUAUCCAGUUUAUAGACAGCAUGCUCAUGGGCUCGGGCGCCUUCGUGAGGAAAAUCUCUCUGUCGCCCUUCUCAGCCUCCGACUCUGCAUACGAAUGGAAGAUGCCCAAGAAGGCCUCCUUGGGCAGUAUGCCGUUUGCCUCGGGCCUUGAGGAUUUUGAUUACAGCUCUUGGGAUGCGAUGUGCUAUCUGGAUCCUAGCAAAGCCGUUGAAGAGGAUGACUUUGUGGUAGGUUUCUGGAAUCCAUCAGAAGAGAACUGUGGCGUCGACACAGGGAAGCAGUCCAUUUCUUACGACUUGCACACGGAGCAGUGCAUUGCUGACAAGAGCAUAGCGGACUGUGUGGAGGCCCUGCUGGGCUGCUACUUAACCAGCUGCGGCGAGAGGGCUGCUCAGCUCUUCCUCUGUUCGCUGGGGCUGAAGGUGCUCCCAGUAAUCAAAAGGACCAGCCGGGAGAAGGCCUUGGACCCUGCUCAGGAGAACGGAAGCAGCCAACAAAAGAGCCUUUCAGGGAGCUGUGCCUCUCCAGUUGGCCCACGCUCCUCUGCAGGGAAAGACUUGGAGUACGGCUGCCUGAAGAUCCCACCGAGGUGCAUGUUUGACCAUCCAGACGCAGAGAAAACCCUCAACCACCUGAUAUCUGGGUUUGAAACUUUUGAGAAGAAAAUUAACUAUAGAUUCAAGAAUAAGGCUUAUCUUCUGCAGGCUUUUACACACGCCUCCUACCACUACAACACUAUCACUGAUUGUUACCAGCGCUUAGAAUUCCUGGGAGAUGCGAUUUUGGACUACCUCAUAACCAAGCACCUUUAUGAAGACCCACGGCAGCAUUCUCCAGGGGUCUUGACUGACUUGCGCUCUGCCCUUGUCAAUAACACCAUCUUUGCAUCAUUGGCUGUGAAGUAUGACUACCACAAGUACUUUAAAGCUGUCUCUCCUGAGCUCUUUCAUGUUAUUGAUGACUUUGUGAAGUUUCAGCUUGAGAAGAACGAAAUGCAAGGAAUGGACUCUGAGCUUAGGAGAUCCGAGGAGGAUGAGGAGAAAGAAGAGGAUAUCGAAGUCCCCAAGGCCAUGGGGGACAUUUUUGAGUCUCUUGCUGGUGCCAUUUAUAUGGACAGUGGGAUGUCUCUGGAGGUGGUCUGGCAGGUGUACUAUCCGAUGAUGCAGCCUCUAAUAGAAAAGUUUUCUGCAAAUGUGCCUCGUUCUCCAGUGAGAGAAUUGCUCGAGAUGGAACCAGAAACUGCCAAGUUUAGCCCAGCGGAGAGAACUUAUGAUGGAAAGGUCAGAGUCACCGUGGAAGUGGUGGGAAAGGGGAAAUUUAAAGGUGUUGGCCGGAGCUACAGGAUCGCCAAGUCUGCUGCAGCACGAAGGGCCCUCCGCAGCCUCAAAGCUAACCAGCCUCAGGUUCCUAACAGCUGAAGCUUCCGGACUCACAGGCGGCAAGACAGCGGACCAGAACCACAGCUCCACGGCACAAGGAUGGUUCGGGCUGACACAGAACAGGAAAACUGAAGGCAGAAUUUAAAGUUUGAUAAUGAGAUAGAUAACAGAAUAAAACAUGUAAUAUGUGUAUAAACUCUUUGGAACUAAUUUUGGUUUAGUUUUUGCGCAGACACAAUCUUGUCUUCUUUACCCACCCUGCUUUGCUUAGUCACAGGAGUGCUUUAAUCCUGGUGUUUGUUAGCAAGGUUUUAAAAUCAUUUUGACAGGUUUUUGGUUUUGUUUGUUUUGACAUUUAAUUUCUGUCGACUUUGCUUGGUGUUAGAGGCCAUGGAGCUUAACCUCUAACAGUCCCUAGAACUGGGUCGUCCUGACCUUGCGGUCCCUUACACUAUACCUGUCCUGCUGCGGUGUCAAGCCCAACAAAAAGGGCAGAGUGUGCAAAGGAAGCCCCCGUGCUGUGGAGGGCAGUGGAGGCGGGGCCGGGCGGACCCCGGGUACUAUUGCACGGAAUAGUAAGGGACAGAUUUUGAGUCCGUGUUGGCUGCUGGUGAGUGGAGGCCAGGCUUUCAGACGCCACAUUGUGCUGCAGAGAGGAUUCUUGCCUUAAAAGGAAGGACUUGAUAGUUUGCUUUUUUAUUUUGCCUUCCCCUUAUUAUGCAUUGGAUGAAAUGGGGUGGCAGCUCACUAGGGCACUUGCAAUGGAACUAUUGCAGGUAGGAUUUCUGUUGUUUGUACUGAAGACAUUCUAAAACCCAGAGUGAGUAUAUAGAUUUUUAAAGCAUCAUUAUAGACAGGAUACAUGACUAGAUGCCCGGUUUUCCUCAGAACUUCCUGCCAGGUGGUCCCAGUGGCGGAAAUGCCCGGUCAGCUGCUGUUCUGACGAAAUGAGCCUGAGAUGCAGUGUACCUAGACACGCCACAGGUCUGUACUAGGCAGUGUUGCCAGAGUCACCAAAGCUGUGCUCUCUUUCCUAUGGGGUCAGCAUUGUGGCAGACUGCCAGGACCAACCCGUCUGGGGUAGAAGUCACCAGUUUAGAUAAACUAGGUCAUUAGUUCAUCUCAGACUCAGAAAGUAAAGCUGUUUAGGCAUUUGCUGAAGGUCUCGCCUGGGCUUGUGGGCCCCUCUUCACUUACACACCUCAGUCCCUCCCUUUGCCUGCAUUUUCCCGUUGGUGCUACGUUUAUGUAUCAUGCUUGAAGUUUAAUUUUUUGCACUGUGACUAUAAUACCUCUUAAUUUACAUUUAAAAAUGCUGUAUGGGUUGCCCGUGCCCUCCCACCGACACACAGGAGAGCUUUGCUGCAAUUUGCCCUCUUACGCUUGAAGUCUCAGCAGGCUGAGCCAGGGUAGCUCGCGUUCCCCACACAUCUCCUGAGGCUGAUGCUUCAUGUAAUGCUGCACUUAGGUUCAAGUCACCCGCCCGAGAGAGAGAGAGAGAGAGAGAGAGAGAGAGAGAGAGAGAGAGAGAUGCUGUGUGUGUGCAAGCAAGCACUCGGGCUGUCAGGAACCCCAUGGGGAGGGAGAGUGAGCGUCCCCAAGGAUCACGUGCUGUUGCUGUUGCCCAUCUGCAAAGCAGGAUCUGAGUUAUUGUUUGGUGAAAUUAAUUUGGCUGACUCAUCUUAAGUAUUUAAUUCUAACGUGCGAUUGUAGUUGUCUGUUUGACUUAGAACAUCCCUCUCCCCCAUGCGCGCGCACACACACACACAAACCUUAAUGCAAGACAUCCUAGCAUGUGCAAACCAGGUGAUCUUUUGAAUGUUGUAGCUAUAAUUUGUAUAGUCAGAUAGUAAGGUGGGGUGGGAUUGUGGGAGGUGGAGUUUGUUGUCUUAUCACAGUCCUUGGGGAUUUAUAAACUACCUGAUUCUCUGCAUUGUGAUUCGUGCAUUUAUGUCCUGGGAUGGAUGCUCUGGCAUCCUGGCACCAAAAGCAGAUGGUUUCACACUUGGAUUCCUGGUGGAAGAAGAAAAUGCCUCAGUAUAUUUUGUAACAUAAGGAGAGUAUUUUUUGUUAAUAUUGAAAAGUUCAGAAUUGGAUAUGCUUCGUUCAUCCAUUCUCAGGGCUCAAAUGUUUUGCCACUAUUCAGAAUGUUGUAUCAAUAGCAAACUUGGGCUGUUUUUCUUUUUCUUUCUUCCUUCUUUUUUUGAUUGCUGUUAGAUAAAAGUACCUGAUAACUAGUUUGAAUCAUACUGUGAUUUACCCAGAGACCAAGUCCGAAAAAUCAAAAGUAUGAGUUAGACGCGCGAUCAGGAGUGCGUUUGUUUGUGUUGGGGGUUGUCCCCAGGUUCGCUGGUUGAAAGACUUUGCAUUUUAGAGAAAAAGUUGUUCUGCCCCCUCCCUCGAUGACUCCAUGAGCCUCCUCCACUGGUGUAGCAGGAGGAGGAGGAGGAGACAGCCAGCGCCCAUGAGGAGGAAGCAGCUGCACAGAUCCUGUGGCUGCAUGCGAGCUCGGCGGGCACUGCACUGUUGGGCCGUCCCCUGUGGCCCUUUUGCAAUCCCAGGCAGGCAGAGUGAGUGAGGCCCUGUCCUCUGUUGGGUUGUGUCUGUGUGGCACAGGCUGGGCAGUGCUCCGGCACUCACGCUUAACCCAGAGGGGAGGCCAUGCUUGGGCCUCACCGCGGUUCCGACUUGAGAACAUUCUGGGAUGCCUGCAGCUUGUCACACAAUUGCACAUUUGAACUGUUAUUAUUUUUGUCUGUGACAUUUUCUUUUAUCUGUAAAGUUGAAAGCAUGGCAGAGAUUUGUUGACUGAACACUUAAUUAUGCUUUUUAAAUGUUUUGGUUACGUUUCUUCUUUUUUUCGUUCAUAUUAUGUGAAAUGAUUAAAUUUAGAAUAACCUCUAACACUCCUAUAAUUAUCGUUUAAAAUACCGAUGUUUUUAUUUUCUCGACAGUAGUCCGUCCUCAGAAAGAUGCAGACACCCUGUGUAAUUAGCAGGGACUUGAGGCUGCUUCGGUUCUGCCGCUCAGUUCCCGUGUACAGUCACCAGCAGCCACCAGACAGUGGCUGAGAGCGUGGAGGGAGACCAGUCAAAAACCCACAACCACCCGCUUUGCUCGUGGGGCCUGUUGAUUUAAAACUACUCCUUGCUCGGUGAAGGCACCUAGUCCUCCUGCACAAACUUAACUGCUGGCAAUCCGAGGCCUUGCACCUUUAUUUCACAGACCCUGAGCUGAGCCUACAGCCGCAUCCUUAGCCACCUCGGGCUCUGUGUGUCUCCUCUGUGCUUAACAACGCCCAAGAACCCAUAGCUUCCCAUCUGCUGAUUGCUUCUCUGGAAUUUAAUUAUUUCUCAAUAAAUUCUGUAUUUUAUAUUGUACGUGAGACAUUUUAAAGAUAUGUUUGAGACCAAGGAUAGUUAAAAUGACUGUAAAGGUAGUGUGUCUGCCAUGGAGACGGAGUGCUGUCCACUGGCAGGGAAAAUGAUCACCUCAAACUAAUUUGCAGUUAUUAUUUGACUCAUUAUUUUCUUGUCUGUCUUUCUUUGAUAAACAACCACAGACAGUUUAAAUGUCAUACAUGGCCUCAGAAUUUGCCUUGGCUGCUGGUUCCAUAGCAGAAGCACUGAGGUGAAGGGAAGAACAUAUCUGCCUUUUGUGCUGUAAAUAAAGGGAAAUGACUAACGGAGUCAGGCUGAGUGUUCUGCCGACAAGAAACGGAAUCACAUCACACUCUGCAGCCUUCUAAAGAAACCUGUAUCCAUGCACACAGCUAUCACUGCAGAGCUGUGCCAGCACCUAUGGACCACAGUUACCUUUAGCUUUUCCGUUUUGUUUUGUUUUUCUUUUUCUUUUUAAUAAUUGUAGUCAAUAAAGUUAUUGUCUGUUCA